Molecule: messenger RNA, 2719 nt
Organism: Monascus purpureus
Lineage: Eukaryota; Fungi; Ascomycota; Eurotiomycetes; Eurotiales; Aspergillaceae
Source: the annotation of a GenBank genome assembly
CGGUGCUCCGAUUGCACUUUUGACUGUCACUUCUGGUUAAGUACUGACCAAUUUGAUUGUUGAGUACAGCAUCCUUGUUACUUCAAUUCCAUAGAGACACCCCAAAGAACGGGAAGCUCCCCACUUAUUUCACCAACCAUGCGAUUUGGAAGAACCCUCCGAAAUUCAGUUUACCCUCCGUGGAAAGAUAAAUAUAUUGACUAUCAAAAGCUAAAGUCACUCUUGAGAGAGCAUGAAGUGACAGUAGAAGAUGACAGUGAUACCGAGAGCUCCACUUGGACGGAGCAAGAUGAGGAGGCGUUCGUGAAUGAAUUGAUCAACAUUCAGCUGGAUAAGGUCAAUGCUUUUCAGGUUGAGACUUCUAGUCAGCUUCGGGAACGGACAUCUGCAUGUGAGGUUAAACUGCGGCAGUUAGUACCUGGGUCAAAUGACGAGGAGGCGCCGGUUGUCGAGGAGACGAAGAGGAAAGCUAUUGCCGGUGAGGUCCUCGACGAGCUUGACCGAAUCCUCAAAGAAGUGAGCGAACUGCAAAAGUAUAGUCGGAUAAACUUCACCGGCUUUCUCAAAGCUGCGAAGAAACACGAUCGCAAGCGUGGUGCGCGAUAUAAGGUCAAGCCCCUUCUCCAAGUGCGACUGUCACAGCUGCCGCUUAAUUCGGAGGAUUACUCGCAUCUCGUCAACAGAAUAUCUGUGAUGUACUCAUUUGUCCGUGAGGUACUCAGUCAGGAUGUCCCCGAACCAGGAAAGCCCUCGGAAACUGUCUUCGGUCGCGAGUCGUACUCAUCGUACAAAUUCUGGGUGCACGCAGAUAAUCUCCUGGAGGUGAAGACUUACAUUCUCCGAAGACUCCCUGUUCUCAUCUACAGACCAGGAAACUCCAAUAAUCUCGCGACCAUUGAAGAUCCCACUAUUACGUCUCUAUAUUUCGACAAUCCUCGUUUCGAUCUUUACAACCAGAAGGUCGCAAAGGCUCCUGACGCUGGGUCCUUGAGGCUACGCUGGACCGGGCAAUUGAAAGACAAGCCAGCCAUCUUUCUGGAGAAGAAGGUUCUUACGGAAGAUGACCAGAGUCGAGACGUGAGGUUGCAGCUCAAGGAGAAGCACAUUCAGGAAUUUCUUGAAGGCACGUAUAGAUUCGACAAGAAGGUCCACAGAAUGUUGGAGGUUGGGCAUGGAGAGUUGGUAGAGGCCGAUUCGCUGAAGAGAGAUGUGGAGGAGCUACAAGCAUUUAUCAAAGAGAAUAAUCUGCAGCCCAUGCUUCGAGCGAACUACACCCGCACAGCCUUCCAGAUUCCUGGCGAUGACCGGAUCCGGAUUUCUCUCGACACCAAUUUGGCCUUGAUCAGGGAGGAUUGCUUGGAUGAGGACCGCCCAUGUCGCGAUCCUUCUCAAUGGCAUCGCACUGACAUUGACGAUGCCGCCAUGGAGUAUCCGUUCAAUGCUAUUAGGGCUGGCGAGAUCGCCCGUUUCCCUCACGCGUUGUUGGAGAUCAAGCUGAAGGGGAACGCACAUAACGCUGAAUGGGCCAGGGAUCUUAUGACCUCCCAUCUAGUGAAGGAAGCUCCUCGAUUCUCAAAGUUUGUUCACGGCGUCGCCCAAUUGUUUGAUGACUAUGUCAACAGCUUCCCGUUCUGGCUGGGCGAACUGGAAAAUGACAUCCGACGCGAUCCAGAGACCGCAUUCCACGAAGAGCAGGAGCGCUUGGCGAAACGGGCUGAGGAUGACAUGGCAGUGGGAAGUUUCAUGGGGAACCGUUCAAGUCCCUCCUUUGGGGCUCUCAUCGGAUCCCCAGCCGGUAGGCUCAUCGACGUAGGGUCUCCGUCACAAGCUGGGAAAACACCCCAGACGACAACACAUCCUUCACACAGGCCCUCCGCUGCAAAACCUGGGCCUUCUGUAGAAGCUCGCCAGUCUUAUGAACUGGCAAACAUGCCGUCUCGUCUUGCCUCCUUUUUCCCGUCAUUUCCAAUCUCACGCUCUCGAAACUCUCAUAAUGAAUCUGUUGACCUACCGCCUGGAAUUCGGCAUCCAGGCAGAUGGAUCAAGGAUGCUGGCCCGGUACGCGUUGAAAGUAAAGUAUGGCUCGCUAACCAACGCACAUUCAUUAAGUGGCUACACAUAAGUGUACUCCUUUCCUCGCUCUCCUUAGGCCUGUAUAACGCUGCGGGUAAGCACAAUGAUAUUGCGCGCGCGCUCUCUGUGGUUUACACAUUCUUCGCUCUUUUCGCGGCAGCCUGGGGAUGGUACAUAUAUGAAUUCCGCGCUAGGCUUAUCCGCCAGCGGAGCGGUCAGGACCUGGACAAUAUUCUUGGGCCGGUGGUUGUGUGUCUCGGUCUGGCGGCGGCGCUGGUUAUGAACUUCGGGUUCAAGUUCGCUGCUGUCCUUCGAGAAAGGAGAGAAGCUCAUCCGGGACCGUCUCAAUGGAUUUCGUCAAACGCUGUCGCCGCGAAUUUGAGCGACUUGGCUCUGGUCAACCAGGGAGGGCAGUUGCUCUAGUUAGUUGGCUCUCGUCAUGUUUAAUUGGAAAUCUUGUCGACUGCAACUCUAUAUCAUAUUUCCUAUCUCCUCUGGCUUAUUCCUUCUAUCCAUGGGAUGACGAAUUAAAGAUGACGGGAACGAGGUCCUUCGACGAUCAAUCAUGUUGAAGCAUUGUGUAUUGUUAUCACUCAGUACCUAGUCAUGUCUUCUGUAUAUUUAAGCAGCACAGUUAACUUCCUUU